AUGGCGGGGAUUAACAAUGGGGUCCAUAAAGUGCUGAAGGAGGAGUAUGGCCUCAAAUAUCUGGUUCUUAUUCGCUGUGUGUGCCACUCUCUGCAGCUUGCUCGCAGGGAGGCUUUCAAGGCCUUAUAUGAGACCAUCAACUGGGGAGAGAAACCUUUACAGAUAACCAAGAGUGCCCUGCCUGCUGCCUCGAACCCUAGAGGAGCCAACACGGCACAGACCAGCAGUGGAACCUCUGUGGCCACAGAUAGUACACGUGAAAGCGCCACCUCCGGUCUUCCUGUCCGCAGCACCUCCCAGCUCCAUAGGCACCGGAAUGGUGGUGCUGGGAGAGGGAAUCGACAGAACCCUCUCUGGACGUCCGCGGGUGACCAGCAGGUUAUCCAGCCAAAUGGACAUGUCCACCAGCUGGUCGAAGGGGCGCACGCUAGAUUGUGUGCUAUGUGCCCGCGCAUCGUCCCUGACGAGAACGAUGAGAACCCGCUAUUGAUUUCUGACGCCGCCAACCUGAAGUUCAUCGUUAUCAUCUUGGCCGCCGGGAUGGUGGCCUUCGUUGGAGCAGUCAUCUGCAUCAUCGCCGCGGUCCAUACCGGCUCCGCUGCCGAAUCUACCCAGCAGCCUGUGGCAGACAACCAGUCGCAGUCUCCGGACGCUGGAGUGCAGCAGACUUUCCCCGGGGGCUCCGUGGCGCGAGCGGGUCCACUGGGCGCUCUCCAUGGUUCUGAAACGCAGGACGGAGAAGCGCCCACUUUCUUCCACGUCCCCAGCGGCUCAGACAGCAUUGGUGGAACUAGGCAGGUUAGCAGACUUAUCUGCACCCCAGUCCCCGCCGGAGAAUGCAACCCCAAAAACUUUCAGCAACAAGCCGACGACCCGUCGCUGUUCGCGGGUGAGGACUGGGGAUACCUCCGCACCACGGCAGAGGAACUCAAACAGACAGUUCUCCAGCAGAAGGACCAGAUUAUCACCGACCAGCGGACCAUUAGGGAUCUGUCAGGCAAGCUUUCGGAGUGUGAGAGCGGAAUAGAGGGGCGUAGAGUAGCGGAGAGUAGCGCGGGGCUCUGGGGAGGUAAGAGGGUUGAUGAGGGCCGGCUCAUGGUCCGGGACAGUGCUCCGUCAUCGUCUGUGGCACAGCUGCUCACCGCCCAGGCUGUAGGCGAGCUGGAACAGGCUAUCGUUCAGAUGAAAGACCGCAUAGAGAAACUGGAGUCAGAUAUCGGUCCGCUGGCGCUCUCUCACAACCACACGGAUGCAGCAACUGCGGUGACUUCAAGAAGGGCAGGUGGUGGUGGGCUCUCUGAGGCCCCUGAUCGUUGGGGUGAGGCAGGGCUAGUGGGGCAGGCCCGGACAGGGGAUGGACCAGAGCAGUGGCCACGGAUGGAGGAUCUGGAGGGAGAGCUUGAGAGGAAGCUUGAACUCCUGGAGAAGGAGAGGAAGGCCCUGCGAAAGGAAUCCCAGAGACACAGGCAGGAGAUUGACCAGGGGAUCAACUCCCUACACCACCGCAUUGCUGGCCUGGAGGAGGGACUCUCAGAGUACACCUACCCCGAGGGCUACAAGCUGUCCUUCCCAACACGUACCAACUAUAUGUACGCGGUGGUACAGCACCCCAUCCCUGAGCUGCGUGCCUUCACCGUGUGCCUCUGGCUGAGUCCCGCCGAGGGGGGCAUCGGCACCCCUUUCUCCUACGCUGUGGCGGAGCAGCCCAAUGAGCUAGUUCUGCUGCAGGGCAUGCACACCCCUGUGGAGCUGCUCAUUAACGACAAGGCGGCAGAGUUACCUCUGAACCUGUCCCGGGGCAGUUGGCACCACAUCUGUGUAAGCUGGAGCCAGAGAGGCGGGGCGUGGCAGGCCUACCAGGGGGGCAAGCUGAGAGGAGAGGGGCAGGGCCUGGCAGCCUGGCACCACAUCAGGCCUGGGGGAGUCCUCAUCCUGGGGCAGGAACAGGACACUCUGGGCGGACGUUUCGACUCGUCCCAGGCCCUGGUGGGGGAGCUAUCCCAGUGGAACUUAUGGGAGCGGGUCCUGACCCCCAGCGAGGUGUCCAGCCUGGCCCACUGCAGCCAGCACGGCCCCCAGGCAAAGGGCAAUGUGGCCCCCUGGACCAACCGGGAAGUAGAGGUGUUCGGAGGAGCCAUCAAGGUGCCCAGAGAGCCCUGCGCUGCUAAACGCAUCAACACCUCACUGUGAGGGGAAGGGAGCCAGGGACCUUAUUCACAAAGCGUCUCAGAGUAGGACUAGUGAUCGAGGAAAAAUCAAUAGGGAUUUUACAGUUACAUACAGUUACAUAUCGCAAUACUAUUUUGGACGAUAUUAUAGCAAUACUUUGUGUUAUUGUUGCUAGGUAGCGUUACCUAGAGCUAGUCAGCUAUGCCUGCGCCAAAAAUCUGUUUUUUUGUUGCUCUCCAUCUUCUUUUUAAAUAGUGAGGCAACAUGUUUUCAAUGCUUUUAUUUCCAUGACUGGUCAAAACUAAUUUCUCAUGGCUCUCUUGUCUCUCUGCAGCAGACAUUUUGAGAGCAAUAUCUUUGGAACAUCAAAUUGCAAUAAAGUAUCGAAUCAAAAUACAUACAGAAUUGUGAGAAUCACAAUACAUAUCGUAUUGUCACCUAAGUAUCGUGAUGACAGUCGUGAGAUCCCUGGCAAUUCCCAGCCAUAAGUAGAACUGUACAUGUCAUAUUAUACAUGUAAUCUUAUUUAUUAUGAUCUAAUAGGCAAAGCUGAUCUUUCAUUAGCAUUUCUGCUUUGAGACUGAGAGCCCUGAGCUGUGUUCAGUAGAGCACAAACACUGCGGAGGUAACAUAUUUCUAUCUGAACGACUUGUUAUGUAGAACAGCAGGAAUGCCUAACUGACAUGUCGAUUAAGGAAUCAUGUGAGCUCUAUUCAUCACAUUUCUAUCUGCAACGUUCAGUAUAUUGUGCAUUUGUGAAUUUGUGAAGUAAAUUGGCGGGUGGAGCUUGGGUGAAAGGGAGUCAGGGAAUAGGGGAAUGAAGCACAUUGUUAGAAGUGGGAGUAACACUGGUUUCUUAACUACUCAUAAAGACUAUUUAUCCCUCAAGGGGAAAUGUUGUUUUGCUUUGCAUGUUUUAUUUAUCUAUGUUUUACAUCUAUUGUUGGUGAAGUUUUUUUCAGAGCUACAGGACAGAGAGUGGGUAGGCCAGCCAUACCUACGUCUACAUUUGAACUGCUGCUUUGGACUUGGUCUGUGGCCAGGCACUAGGCCCUAGGAGCCCAUUUUGUUUUCUCAAUAGGAGCUAAACAAAUUGGGUAUCUAUAGCUUUCUCUAUCCUCUGACUUGUGUCUAACGGAAGGGGAUAACUCAAGUGUACAUUAUGAUUUUAUACAGCAUUUUAUAUGCAGACAUUAAGAAUACACUACCGUGUCUGUAUUGCAUUGGUUUGUUAAAAACAUUUUUUGGGGUAUCAACUCGCUUCAAAACAGCAUUCUUACGGUCUCUCUUUUCAUAUUCCUUCUCGUUAACAUUUGUAUAAAUCGUCUGUAUCUUAGUAGUACGGCACGGCUAAUCAUUCCCUAUGACUAAUAAGAACGACAGAUAUAUAGAUGUGACCUCAUUUAAAUUCAAUAACUGUACCCAGUAAUGUGAAUGUGUGGCUUGAAUUGAUCCAGAAAAUACGUCUUGGACUUUGUCAGUGGUAUUACUCAAGCUUAUUGGUUAACUUUGUUGCACAAUAUGGUAUAGCACAAGGUUUGAUACUUUCUAGACCACCAGAAUAGGUAUUGGUACCAAGUUGUACCGAAAUGUAUAAACUGUGUUAUAUAUAUAAUGCCUUUAUAUUCAAUGUAAAAAGUCAUAGAAAUAACAAUGGGUGUAAAUGCGUCGUUAUGUAUCAAUGCACACCCAUAUAUAAUUCAAUGUAUGGAAUCCCCCUUGAUCUUCGACACCUUGUGACGUGCGGUGAGGUUUGAGGCCGGGUAGGCACAUUUAAAUAAAAGCUGUGUUUAUCGGUAUGACACGAUCACAAAGAUAACCAUCAAACAACCACGACCAACCAUCAAACAGCAGCAGAUAGGCGGCGCAAUCAUUAGACACGCUUUCACAGGCUGUUAUCGCUUGUGCCCCACACAAUAGCCCUGCACGAACAGGCGACUUUCAGCACCACAGACAGCGACCCAAAUGCUAGCGAGUAGGUCUACUUGUAGACAGCGCGACACACACAAAAUGCCUAGUAGUCAGCACUACUGACUGAGAUAUAUACUUUCACUUCUCUGAGCUAUGUGAUAGACAUGUAAUGUCAUGUAAUGUCAUUAGACAUGUAAUGUCAUAACAGUAGACAGCACUACUGUUUACCUGUAAACAAAGUACAUUUGUCUAUCCUUCUGGAUAAAGACGUCAGUGACUGAACUGUAAAGCUCCUCCCUGUUGGCCCUCAGUUUUCAAAGUCUCUUGGUCUCAAUGUGAUGGAGAUGAUGGCAAGGGAUGAGAGUCGUCCUUGAUCGCUCUGGCUUUCGACUGUAUGUCUUUAUCUGUAUCAGCGCAGAAAAUGACUUCUCAAUGGAUGCUGCUGUGGCUGGUGUGGUGAGGACCAGCUGCAGUGACAUUGUUGCCUUGUGACAGUCUGUGUCAGGUCACGCUGGAACAAAAAAGCUGAGGAGCUGUCCAGGUGAUUUGUCUGGUACCAUUUGUGAACUGUACAAUCUGACAAGAUCAGCCUUAAGUCUAACAAAAGCACUUGGCAUAUUAAGACAGGCUCUUGUUUGCUGGUGUCAAUUUUUUUGUGUGACAUUGUUUCACACUUUUUGCAGUCCACUAAGCCAAGGAAACGAAGUUCACCAAAGUGGUCAAACCUGGCUCUCAUCUGAACAUUGACAUUGUCCAGUAUGUUGUUGUAGAUUUUUCCCCUCUCUACUCUGAUCGGCCGUUUAACUACGAGUUUCGUGCCAGGCCCAGAUAAUUGCAUUUCUGCUCGAAUCGCUCAUUGAAACGAUCAAAGUCGUGUCACUGCCGUCCCAGUGCAUUCAGUGUGUCACCGAUCUGGGUAUGGCAGAGACCCAUAUCCAUCAAUUUUGUUCUGCAGAACACAGGAGAGCGCAUCCGUAUCGUUGAGAAUCCCAUCAUAGGUCAUGAGCAAAAAGGAAACACGGUGGCGGUCUCUAGAUGGGUUGCUAACUGUUGUGGUGGAAUUAUUGUCAUCAAAAGGAGAGACUUUUAAGAUUUCUUCAAAACAAUCAAACUUUAUUAUUUAAUUAGUGCACUAAUGGAGCUGGUCAGUCAUCACCCCUGGAGGUGAUCACUGAGAACUCAACGAGCUGGUUUGAGCCACGGCAUUUUAUAGCAAAAUCCAUUCUCCUUCAGUCUGCAUGACACACAACAGGUGUAUGGAAUGUGUCACAAGGUUAAGAUUUGUAUGAAAGACACUUAUAAUCCACAGCAGACAGUAUCUGCCGUAAAAUCAUGAGAACUCAUUGUGUAGAGACCAGUGUUUGUC
Molecule: messenger RNA, 5446 nt
Organism: Oncorhynchus keta (chum salmon)
Lineage: Eukaryota; Metazoa; Chordata; Actinopteri; Salmoniformes; Salmonidae
Product: neuronal pentraxin receptor-like
Exons: 9
Coding region: 1-2190 (729 amino acids)
Source: RefSeq, a predicted model, not a curated record